Molecule: messenger RNA, 3425 nt
Organism: Chiroxiphia lanceolata (lance-tailed manakin)
Lineage: Eukaryota; Metazoa; Chordata; Aves; Passeriformes; Pipridae
Gene: NFKBIZ
Product: NFKB inhibitor zeta
Exons: 12
Coding region: 116-1969 (617 amino acids)
Biological process (GO): regulation of gene expression
Cellular component (GO): nucleus
Molecular function (GO): POU domain binding; DNA binding
Source: RefSeq, a predicted model, not a curated record
CUCCUCCGCGCCGGGCUCGCCGGGAUCCGACUCGGACCUCUCGGUGAGCAGCCGCGGCGGCGGCCGGAGGGACCCCCGGGGCGGCCCCCGCCCCGCGCUGCAAGUUGACCAACACAUGGGGGGGGGGAAGCAGCACAGAGGACCUUUCCAGGGCGUCCGCGUGAAGAACUCCGUGAAGGAGCUCCUGCUGCAUUUCAGGAGCAGCAAACAGAUGUCCUCGGGCCCUGCCACCGAGGAAAGCAAGGCACAAGGAGGAUUGGUGAACUAUGAGCCAUACACAGAACUGAAGAGCAUACUAGGUCACAGUGGCAAAAGAAAGGCUCCUGAGCUCCUUUCUGAUGGACCUUCUUUCAAACGCCAAGCUAAUAUUCACCCACAUCUCCUGACACCACCCCAGACACCAACUUCUAUGGAUAACAUGGAAGAGACACAUAAAAACGACCCAAAGCAUGACAGUAGUUCUGAUCUGCUGCAGAACAUCAUAAACAUCAAGAACGAGUCGAGCCCCAUUUCCCUGAACACGGUGCAGGUGAGCUGGAUGCACUCUGUCUCCAGUCACGGCUCGCCCGGUGAGCAGUACCAGGACAGCCCAGGAACACAGGCUUUCUCACCGUCCCAGAAAUACCAACCAUUCCAAGAUCAUACCAACCAGCAUAUACUUGAAUCACCGCAACAUUACCAGUUCCCCCCAUCCCAGAACCAAGAUUUGUCACAGGGCUAUCCUUCAGAUGCCUCCCUGGAGUACAGGCCGUUUGCUGCCAAUGACCAGUCUCCUGCCUACCAGCAGAACACCUUUGAGAGCCAUGAACUGCAGUACUGCCCAUCCCAGAGCUUCUCCUCCCUCUUGAAUGACUCUGAAGGCUCGGAGGGCAUCUCCACUCCCCUCCAGCCUCUGACCAGUGCCCACCCACAGACUGAUGUUGCCCCUCACGCCCCAAACUUCAGCUUGCUUUCCAGCAACAUCUGUGGUGGUCUGGAGCGCAGUGUCUCUUUGGCUGCUCUGAAUGUCUCUCUACCCGAUCAAAGCAUUGCCAGAAGCACGACGCAGCUGGGCAAGUCAUUUUUUCAAUGGCAAGUGGAGCAGGAGGAAAACAAACUGGCUAACAUAUCUCAAGACCAGUUCCUUGCAAAAGACUCGGAUGGAGACACCUUCCUUCACAUUGCUGUUGCACAGGGUCGUCGAGCACUCUCCUAUGUUCUUGCAAGGAAGAUGGCUGCCAUGCACAUGCUGGAUAUUAAAGAGCACAAUGGCCAGAGCGCUUUCCAGGUUGCUGUGGCUGCCAACCAGCAUCUCAUUGUGCAGGACUUGGUUAGCUUGGGGGCUCAAGUCAACACCACAGACUGCUGGGGUAGAACGCCGCUGCAUGUUUGUGCUGAGAAGGGGCAUGCCCAGGUCCUCCAGGCAAUCCAAAAGGGAGCCAUGGGAAGCAAUCAGUAUGUGGACCUUGAGGCAACAAACUAUGAUGGUAUGACAGCGUUGCACUGUGCGGUUCUGGCCCAUAAUGCUGUGCUGCAUGAACUGCAGAACAGUCAGCCACCUCACUCCCCUGAGGUCCAGGAGCUUCUGCUGAGAAACAAGAGCCUUGUAGAAACUAUCAAGACUCUGAUACAAAUGGGAGCCUCUGUUGAAGCGAAAGAUCGCAAAAGUGGUCGCUCUGCUUUACAUUUGGCGGCAGAAGAAGCAAACCUGGAGCUUAUUCGUCUCUUUUUGGAGCUGCCCAACUGCCUCUCUUUUGUUAAUGCCAAGGCUUACAAUGGCAACACCGCGCUCCACGUGGCUGCUAGCCUGCAGUAUCGGGUGAGCCAGCUGGAUGCUGUGCGCCUGCUGAUGCGUAAGGGAGCUGAUCCGAGUGCCAGAAACUUGGAGAAUGAACAGCCAGUUCACCUGGUUCCUGAUGGCCUUGUAGGAGAACAGAUAAGACGUAUCCUAAAAGGGAAGGCGAUUCAGCAGAGAGUGUCGCCGUUUUAGGCUCCAUGUUUCUUGGAGUUCAGCAACUCACACUCACUGUCAGUCAGGCAGUCCUAAUGUAUCUGUAAAUAGACCAUUUGCCUGGUGUGGGCAAAUGUUAGUUGUUUCUAUGAAACAAAAGCAUUUUGUUCACUAUUAUAUAGUGGGUUAUAUAAGAGUUAAACCCAAAACCUCAAACCCCAACAAUCAAAUUCCUCUGACCAAACGGGAAUGUUUAAUUCCCAAGUAUGCGGAACAUUUGCCUGGAUACCUGGAUUUCACAGCUACGGCAAGACUGAUUUUAUUUAAACAGCCAUACAGAUAACUUGUAGACAAGGGAAAUUCUACAGGAUUUUUUUUUUUUUUAGAGAGAGCUGAUACAAUUCAACAAUACAGCCUUUGUAAUGUUUUGUGUUUUAAAUAACACUUAAGUGCAAGAGAAAUUGAAUAUUUUUGAAGUUGAACAUUUAUUUAUGUAACUUUUUAGCUUUCUUCCAAUAUCUUGUGCAGGAUUGUAUAUAGUCACUGGCACUAUUGUACAGCUGUAUAUUUCUAAGAAUCUAUUGAUCACUUAGGGAAUGACCUGAAGAAACAAGUUCCUUGAUCCUGAACUUGCAAAUUGCAUAUAGAGUUUUAAUACUAGACUGGUGCAAAUUGGGUAAAUUCUGUUGUUUUGAAAGAGUGAAGAUGGAAAAUACAGUUAAGAUUGUCCUGGCACUGUUGUUAAUAACACAUGAAAAUAACACAUGCUUCUUCAAGGGACUACCAGUUUUUCUCAUGCCCAGUAGGGAUUUUUCUUUUGAUGAAACAAUAGAUUGAGAGAGAAAGAUCAUGACUCUUAUAGUGUAUAUGUAACUUGCAGUUUAAGGGAUAUGAUCCUGAUUCAGUGCAAGUAUUUAGCAUGUACUUAAACUGUUGAUGUAUGCUGAAAUAUCUCCAUGUUAAUUGUAAUACUUCAACAUGUGUAAGCCCACUAUGUUGGUAGGGCUUAAGCACAUGCAUAAGUAGCUUACUGAAUUGAGCUCUAGUUAAUUCUAGAGACUUAAUGUUUUCCACCUCCUGAGCAGAGUUAGUCCAUUUAUGGUUUUACCUUAUAGGUAUAGUGGUUAGCCAAGUAAUAUUUGAAGUUAAUGUUUUUCUAUUUUUUAAUAAUUAUGAUUAUUAAUGCAAAAUGUAUACUAAUGAUGCUGUAUACUUGUGUUCCGUUGGAAAAAACUUCCUCCUAUCACUUUCUGAAUGAUCUGUGCUGGGCUGUAAUCCAGUAAUGUGUUCUUUGUAUGGUCUUUGCUCUUAAGCUGUUUUUGCAUCACAUGCAAUUCUCUGCCAUAACCAUUUAAUUAGUCUGAUUCUGCUGUUUUGACAAAGUAUGUCUUGUAGACAAGCUAAAUGAAAAAAAUCUGAUAUGUGGAGGCUUAGUUGCAAUGUAUUUCUUGAAGGGUCACAUGUAACUUGUGUUUGAAUAAACAUGAUAAUUAAA